AUGUGGCUGGUUGCCUGCUCCACACACCGCCAAGAGGUGAUUCCUCAGUGGGACAGCGGGGCGCUGCCAGGAAAGGGAAACACCGUAUUAUGUGUCCUUAAGAGCCUCCUGGACUUUGGGCAGCGGUGGAGCCGUGCCCGCCCUCCCCGGCUGCAGGGCGUGGCCUGGGGCGGCCUCCCGCUGAGCUCCCGCGGCGGGCAGGCCCGAGGAGGUGUGGGGAGCAGGCUGCCCCGGAGAAACCACCCGGCACAGAGACGGAUUACAGGCGGUGCCCCCGUUUACACCAUCAGCCUUCGGGCGCUUGUCUCGGCCGUGGGGGCCCUGACCCUGGCCUUGGGCUGCGACCCCCAGGGCCUCCUGACCGUCGACCCUGGUGCCUGGGGGUCCAGCCUCGCCCUGCUACACCCGACGCACCGUUUCCUCGGAGGCAGGUGGGCAUCCUCUAUGUGGCUGAGCGGGCCCCGGGCUGGGGUGACCUUCUGGGCCGGCAGCAGAAUGCAGACUGCCCGGGGCCAAGGUGAUGAUCGCCGGAGCCAGGACCAGCCUGGCAUGCUGUGCAUGCACAUCCGGAGACUCUGGAUGCAGCGCAUCCAGCAUCUGCUUCCAGGGGACACAGACCUGCCUCAGCCUGGGCUCCGGGCGUGUCCUGGCCCGGGGCCUCCCCUGUGGGGGUUUAAUAUAAAAUCUGUUUCAGAGAAGAAGUGUGAAAAAAUCCAUGGAAAAAAUAGAUUCAUUAAUUCAACAGGCGCUUAUCCACUGCGUAUCACAAGCCUGGUCAAGCCUGGUAAUAGAGAGACACGGCAGUCUUUCAGGCGGACAGGGCUUUUCAUGAAAAUGAUGUUCCUCAAAACAGGUAGCUGUAGGAAGUCCGUCCUCGCCUCACCGCCGGUCCGCAGCCUUUACCGGGGCCGCUUUAAGGCCCUGGAGAUUUCCUGCGCUCAGGGGGACGUCUCUUGGUUUCCUUGGUCCUUCAUUACCUUCUUCGGGGCCGAGCUGCGAACUCAGCGAAGCCCUCGUGCCUUCUGGAGGGUCUGGCUCAGUCGUCGUCUGCUGCCCCUGGCUGCCUUCAGACUGCCGCCCCGCACGCAGAGAGAGCCAUUGCAUUCGGGGCACUGCGCUCCCAUUUUCCCAUGCCACCCCAGCGUUGGCUGGGCCGCUGCCGCUCCUUCGUCUACCCUGGUGAAUUUCCAUGGGCUCUUCUGGACGGCCCUCGGCUCUCAACAGGCCACUGCUUCGCCCUUGCAAGGUACGCGUUUCCUCUGUGUGGGAGAGAACCGGCUGUCCACGCUGGCCUGCCGAGGCUGCGUCGCCCCUCGCUUUGCGAACGGCUGUGUGACAGCUGAGCUCGCUCGCAGCGCUGCACGCGCGCGUCAGCAGGCGCUCGCUGGGCUGCGAACGUGCGCAGUAUGCCGGGCGCUCCAGCCCGGACGCGGGGGAAUCACGGCCGCGUCGGGGCCGCGCCCCUGGGCCCGCCACCAGCGAGCACCUGGCGUGUCGGCCGCCGCGGCUGCUGCGUCAGCCAGGGGAGAAUGA
Molecule: messenger RNA, 1533 nt
Organism: Rangifer tarandus platyrhynchus (Svalbard reindeer)
Lineage: Eukaryota; Metazoa; Chordata; Mammalia; Artiodactyla; Cervidae
Source: the annotation of a GenBank genome assembly